Messenger RNA from Triplophysa dalaica, 2059 nucleotides. RefSeq names its product phosphomannomutase 1 (gene pmm1). Gene Ontology annotation, molecular function: phosphomannomutase activity. Gene Ontology annotation, cellular component: cytosol. The record is from RefSeq and is a predicted model, not a curated record. Bases 156 to 968 code for a protein of 270 amino acids. NCBI's taxonomy places the organism in Eukaryota, Metazoa, Chordata, Actinopteri, Cypriniformes, Nemacheilidae. The transcript has 8 exons. Gene Ontology annotation, biological process: GDP-mannose biosynthetic process; protein N-linked glycosylation; mannose metabolic process.
UUGUAGUGGUCAUGUAGACUGUUGUGUUUACUCUCACACGAGUUCACAACACUCGAUGCUUUUAUCUCUCGUUUUUAGGACAGAGCAGAGACUGUGUCUCUUUUAUUUUAAGCGUUGAGUCAUAGAGUCGCUCAGUGUAUAUUUGUAUAUAUUUAAUGGUUUUAUUAGAUGUAAAUGUUGACAUGGACAUUCUAGCGCGUGCAGCCGGAGGUCGGAAUGUUUUGUGUUUGUUUGAUGUGGACGGAACCCUGACGCGCCCCCGAGAGAAGAUCGACCCUCAGCUGGAUGAAUUUUUUCAGGAUUUACGUAAAAAGGUGAAGAUCGGAGUGGUGGGGGGCUCUGACUAUUCCAAAAUAGCAGAACAACUCGGAGAUGGAGAAGAAGUCAUUCACAAGUUUGAUUAUGUGUUUGCUGAGAACGGGACGGUGCAAUAUAAAGACGGCAAACUUCUCUCCAAACAGGCCAUUCAGAAUAAGUUAGGAGAAGAACUACUGCAGGAUCUGAUCAACUUCUGUCUCAGAUACAUGGGCCUCCUGAAACUGCCCAAGAAAAGAGGGACGUUCAUUGAGUUUCGUAACGGUAUGUUGAACAUCUCGCCCAUCGGCAGAAGCUGCACACUAGAGGAGCGACUGGAGUUCUCAGAGAUUGAUAAGAGAGAGAAGAUAAGAGAGAAGUUUGUGGCAGCGCUGCAGAAAGAGUUCGCAGGAAAAGGUCUGCGCUUCACCAGAGGAGGUUUGAUCAGUUUCGACGUGUUUCCGGAGGGUUGGGACAAACGUCUGUGUCUGGAGGUUCUGGAGCAGGAGGGAUUGGACACCAUCUACUUCUUUGGCAAUGAAACAUCACUGGGUGGGAAUGAUUAUGAGAUCUUCGAGGACCCUCGAACCAUCGGCUUCACAGUCUGUUCUCCUGAAGACACAGUGCGUCUCUGCAGAGCCAUCUUCUUCAACACUCCACCCAACGAGUCGUGACGCCCCCCGCAGGACCCUCAGAGUACUGACUGAUGCUUUUAAACCACUACUGAACAUCACACAUGACUGAUGACAUGACUCUUCAGCUUUUCCUCGGCUGUUUAAAAGGUGCUUUAUAUUUAAAUGACUUUCUGUACGGUCUUGUCUUGAUUAUAUGUUGAUUUGCACUGCAAAAAAAGAUUUUUCUGUGUCUUAACAUUCUAAAAUAAGUUUAUAAAUAUAAACUUGCUUAAUUACUUGAAAUGUAAAGUGUAAAAGUGAGUGAUGAUGUGUUAACAAAAAUAAUCUUGUUUUCCUUUUGAAUUAUUUUCACGUUUUUUUCAUCACUGGCAAAAACGUUUUUUUAGAAAAAAUGACUUUCAAUUGUUUUGCUGUUCAAGGAAUAUGUCUUGAUUCAUAUUAGUGCUAUAAAACAAGACAAAAAUACUGAGUAAGAAAAUCUUUUCUGUACCGUACAUUGUGAUUGUUAAUUUGUCAGGUUUUACCAGCAAACAGUUUUUGGUUUGCAGAACGGUUCUAAAAAGACUAAACCUUCAGAGAAACGUCCAAGAACAUUCUCGUGUGGUCUUCCAAUAAUGCAGAGAAAGCAGAAGUUAACAUUGUGGGAUUAUUGUGUGUCUGUUUGGGUGGAUGUCUGUAUGAGGUAUUCAGUCUGAGAUGAAUAUUUAUUAACAUGAGAGACACGUUCUGUCCACACUGCACUAGAUUUGAUUUGUAAAAGAGUCACUAUGUGUCUAAAUGUUUUAAAGCUUCUCCUAACAAAUAUCUGUGUUUUGAUACAACACGCGAAAAAACAUCAUCUAUCUGAUGAGAUGUGAAGAGUGUGUGUUCAUCAUUCCACAAAAACAUCUCACAUGAGGAUUAACAGUAACAGUAUAACAUAUCUGAUGAUGAUUGAAACACUUUAAUUCUGUGCGACUCUCUGAAAGAAUGUGGAGAGAUCAUGUAAGUAAAUUGGAUGUUUUGUUACAGAGUAUGACAUCAUAUUUUCGAGUAAAUGACGUUUGCACUCUCCGAGGUCGACAAAUUUAUGCAAUAUGAAUGAAACAGUUGUUGUCUGGAAUCAUAAACAUGUCAUAUAUAUAUAUGUU